Molecule: messenger RNA, 631 nt
Organism: Andrographis paniculata
Lineage: Eukaryota; Viridiplantae; Streptophyta; Magnoliopsida; Lamiales; Acanthaceae
Product: EG45-like domain containing protein
Exons: 3
Coding region: 84-524 (146 amino acids)
Source: RefSeq, a predicted model, not a curated record
UUACCAUUUUAUUUUUAAUUUUUUAAUGGUUGGUUAAUUUAUAGGCUCAAAUUCAAGUUUAGCUUAUUUUUAACUGACUGUUAAUGUAUUAUUUUAGGAUGUUAAAGCUCGAAUCGCUACUGCCAUGGCUCCUCCUCCUCCUCCUCCUCGCCGGGCGAAUCGAAUUCGGCGGCGCCGACAUCGGCACGGCCAGCCAGUACGUUCCACCGUACGCACCGACGGCGUGUUUCGGGAGCGACUACUGGCGGUUCCCGACGAGCAACCUGUUCGCGGCGGCAGGGGAGGGGAUAUGGGAGAAUGGAGCGGCGUGCGGGCGGAAGUACGUGGUGCGGUGCAUCAGCGGACCGGCGGCGCAGAGCUGCGUGGAGGGGAUGACUAUACCUAUCACGAUCGUGGAUCGUGCACAGACCUCCGUGUCCCGGCCCUCCAGGUCCGGGACCACCCUAGUAUUAUCGAAUACCGCUUUCCAAACAAUUGCCAACCCUACGGUUCCUUACUUGAACGUCGAAUUUCAACAGAUUUAAUUUGAAGACAUUGGAGAAGGAAGGCAAUGAGUGAAGCAUAUUGUUGUAUAAAACCCUAAAUGUGUAAGGAAAAAAAAUAAUAUAUAUAUAUAUACAUAUAGUAAUAA